Messenger RNA from Linnemannia hyalina, 1629 nucleotides. The record is from the annotation of a GenBank genome assembly. Lineage: Eukaryota; Fungi; Mortierellomycota; Mortierellomycetes; Mortierellales; Mortierellaceae.
AUGGGAGAGAAAGUCAACCAAUUCGACGACAUCUACCUGGAUCUCGCGCCAGAGUUGGGCCUCCUCCGUCUGGCCCAGUCCGGUCUCGGCUGGAAGGCUCGUCGAGGCGAGGGACUCUUCACAGUUCGGGAUGCCGAUCUCAAACGCACUAUCUGGCUUCGUGCUGCUCGCAACUUCCAGCUGCGCAUUCAGCUCCGUGAUGGACGGAUCGUCAAGUUUGAUGGAUUCCAACGCGAUGACUUUGAGAAGCUGAAGGAUAUUAUCAAGACGAAUUAUGGACUACAGCUGGAAACCAAGGAGAUGAGUGUCAAGGGCUGGAACUGGGGAGAGACCGACUUUUCAAACAGUAGUCUAGUGUUCAGUGUACAGAACAAGGAGAUGUUCGAAAUCCCAUUGAACGAGGUCACCAACACAUCGCUGACGGCCAAGCACGAGGUCAUGAUCGAGCUCGGUGGACCUGAUGGCGAGGGCGGUGCAAGGGAUAAGAACCGCAAGGGCGAUCAGCUGGUCGAGAUGCGCUUCUAUGUUCCUGGACAGGCUAACCAGGAGGGUGAGGGCGAGGAAGAGAGCAACGCUAAUGUGUUCUACAACUCGAUCAAGAACGAGGCAGAUAUUGGCGACGCAGCACCAGGCGAUGGCAUUGUGUUGUUCUCGGAUACUCUGUGCUUGACCCCUCGUGGUCGUUACGAUAUCGACAUGUUCCCCGCAUUCUUGCGUCUGCGCGGAAAGACAACCGACUACAAGAUCUCGUACACUUCGAUCAUCAAGCUGUUCUUGUUGCCCAAGCCUGAUGAUGUUCAUGUCCUGUUCGUCAUUGGAUUGGACCCUCCACUUCGUCAGGGUCAGACCCGGUACCCCUUCUUGGUGUUCCAGUUUGUUCGGGAGGAGGAGAUUGAUGUGUCCCUCAACCUGGACGACGAGACGAUUGCGACCAAAUACGAGGGCAAGCUCGAGAAGAAGUACGAGUCAAGGACUUAUGAGGUUGUCAGCACAUUGUUCAAGACUUUGACGGGUCGUCGCGUCACCAUCCCCUCCGAGAUCUUCAAGUCAUACCACAACCAGUCGGCCAUCAAGUGUUCGAUGAAGGCCAACGAGGGUGUACUCUACCCCUUGGACAAGUCGUUCCUCUUCAUCCCCAAACCACCAACUUUUAUCCCCCACUCCGAGAUUGGAUCGGUCACGUUCUCGCGUGUUGGUGGUAAUGCUGCUUCGGCUUCGAGGACGUUCGAUCUCAAGUUCAACAUGAAGUCUGGCGUCGACUACUCGUUCUCGAGCAUCAAUCGUGAGGAAUACACCAACUUGAACGAGUUCUUGCAGAACAAGAAGAUCAAGACAAAGACCAUGGAGGACGAGUCGACUGGUCGCUAUGUCGAGAUGGUUGAGGAUAGUGAUUCGGAGGAAGAUACUGGCAAGCGCAAGAGGAAAUCGGUCGUCCAGGACUUUGGCGGCGGAGAUGAUGAAGAUGGCGAGUCCAGUCCUGACGAGGACUUCGUGGCGGACGAGAGCGAGAGUGAUGUGGCAGAAGAGUUUGACGAGAACGUUAGUGACUCUGGUGGAUCAAACGCUUCUGACGCUUCGGGCGACGAAGGUUCAGGCAAUGAGCGACCUGCGAAGAAGCCCAAGAAGUAG